Pelobates cultripes (western spadefoot toad) is the source of this 321-nucleotide messenger RNA. Lineage: Eukaryota; Metazoa; Chordata; Amphibia; Anura; Pelobatidae. The record is from the annotation of a GenBank genome assembly.
AUGGAGGAAUCACAAACCUCCUCAGACCUCCAGGCCAUGAUCACAGCAGCUGUGGCUGUAACUAUGGAAAAGGCCUCUUCUAAGUCGCUCCUGGCAGAUCUAGACACCCCUAAACCCUUCUCUAAACGGGUUCACUAUAGAGCGGACUCCGAAGACUCUGACUCCUCCAGAGAAUGCUCCCAUCGGCCUAAACGCCUUUGGAAGGGCGAGGCCGCUGCGCCACACAAAUCUAAGGGUAAAGACGCAGAACCCACACAUGCACUAGCUGUGCUGGAUGAAUGGCAGGUGGCGGUAAAAGACAAUCACCUCAAACAGAUUUAA